ACAAUAUUCAGCCAGUCACUGCUCAGACUACGCACGGGCAACAUUCGCGACGCGUGCUCGCGAAUUAUUUUCCCGCGAUUUAUUUAAAUAUCGAAAUUAAAUUAUACGUUCCAUUCCCGCUUUUCUGUAUGCGAAUUAUAGUACAAAUAUGCCUAAAAAGAAAUAGCUAAAUAUUAUUGUUAAUUGUUUUAUUGUUAAUCGCGAGUUUACCAGACUUUGAGGCUCCCGUUAAUAGAGUCGAUUUCGAUAAUAGAAUCUGUGAUAAUUGUUGUGAAACUUUUUUAUUCAGUGUUGUUAAACUUUUUAUUUCACUUGCAUAGUUUCGUGUAAUUUGAUUACGCGAAACGUUACAAUAAACGGUCUUUAUGAUAGGUCCAUAUAUGAAGUGUCAACAUUUUUAUCCCAAACAUUAUGAUUUACAAAUGGAUAUUAUGAUAAGAGUGAAGUGUUGUCAAGAAACUAAAAAUCCAAAGUGACGAAGUAGUGUGGUGUCUGUUCUGUUGCGUUCCGUUGUUUUUUACCUUUACUUUUAAACCUACUCUCCAAAAUGUCAGACAAGACGUCAUCAUCUGUUGGCCCUAGAAGUUUUGAGACAAUCUCUGAGGAGGAUGGCGAGUCGCCGUGGGAUAAAUUAUUGGGAGAUGUGAAUAGCGCUGUUCCAACUAUAAUUAAAACAAAUGCAUCGAGUGCAACGAUCUCGAGGAGUGGGGAUGAAGUUGCCGUUCCUUCCGUUGAUCUUGAAGCAAAUAAAUUAAUCAGAUCCAAGAGCCUUAAUCAACGCAGAAAUAGCAGUGGUCUCCUUAGCUCAAUUCCUCGGCAACUACGACUUUCCCUUCGAGGCGUGCGUAGUGAACCUUCCAGUGUCAAAGACAUUCCAACUACCAGAAAUGAUAGUGCCCUCAACCUUCUUCUUAGGUACCGCAAUGCCCGUUAUGCGGCGAGACGUGUUAGGAAGCGCGUGAUCUUUAAGCAUGGGGACUGCAAUGUCGUUCAAUGGAACGUAGCGAAGCGCAGGCGCCGAUACCUUCAGGACAUCUUCACGACCCUCGUGGACGCACAAUGGCGCUGGACGCUACUCGUGUUCGCUCUCUCAUUCAUCCUCUCUUGGCUCCUCUUUGCCCUUAUCUGGUGGUUGAUCAUCUUCACCCACGGUGACCUCAAUCCCCCUACAAAUAGCUCCGAAGUUUUCAUUCCUUGUCUAAAUAACGUGAAUUCCUUUACUGGCUGCUUCCUCUUCUCAGUAGAAACACAACACACUAUUGGAUACGGUUCCCGGACGACGAAUGAGGAAUGCCCAGAAGCGAUUUUUGUUAUGUGCCUACAGAGCAUCGUUGGCGUUUUCAUUCAAGCUUUCAUGGUGGGAAUCGUGUUUGCUAAGCUCUCUAGACCAAAAAAACGAGCUCAAACCCUGCUUUACUCCCGGAACGCUGUCAUUUGCCUACGAGAAGGUCAACUGUGUCUCAUGUUUCGAGUUGGUGAUAUGAGAAAAUCUCAUAUUGUUGAAGCACAUAUAAGAGCGCAAAUAAUCCGCCGCAAGGUGGGUCUAAUAUUCGCAAAGCUGGCGCGGGCCAAAAAGAGAAAUACAACGCUCCUCUUUUCAAGGAACGCGGUGAUAUGCCUUAGAGAUGGAGAGUACUGCCUCCUGUUUAGAGUCGGAGAUAUUCGGAAAUCACAUAUUUUGGAAGCGCAUGUUCGUGCCCAGCUAAUUCGGAAAAAGAUCACAAGAGAAGGGGAGAUGUUGCCAUUCUACCAGCAAGAGUUGAAGGUGGGGGCUGACGGAGAGGAAGACAGGCUAAUGUUUAUCUGGCCUAUGACCAUUGUGCACAAGAUCAAUGAGAAGUCACCUCUGUAUAACCUUUCUGCUUCCGACAUGCUGAGAGAAAGAUUUGAAAUAGUAGUCAUGUUAGAGGGAGUCAUCGAAUCAACCGGUAUGACAACGCAGGCUCGAAGCAGUUAUCUACCAUCAGAGAUCCAGUGGGGGCAUCGCUUUGAAACAAUGGUGUCAUUCCGAAAAGACACAGGAGAGUACGAGGUUGAUUACACCAGGUUUAACAACACGUACGAAGUGGAUACUCCACUAUGUUCCGCUAAGCAACUCGACGAGCUGCGGGCCACGGUUUCUACUUCGCAGAAAUUAGAUCGUAUGCUGGGCACAAUACCAAAGACCUUCUCCAACGACACACUAGACAUGAGUUCCGUCGACUCGAUGUCUCUGGACGAACACAUCGAGAUCAAGAUACCAGAAGCAAGAGUAAGGGAGAACAGGUUGAUGGCUCAGAAUAACUUCUUACAACACGUCAACGAGAAGACCAGGUACAGUCACACACACCUGGCGGUGGAGAACGGUCACGAAAACUACAUAAAAAACAACUCAGUAGUCGGCAUACCUGAUAGCAAAGAACAUCAUAUGCAUAGAAGCCAUAGCCAUGCGAGCAUGAAGAAGGUCCACGGUCUGACUCCCAAUGGCAUUAACCAUGCUAAUGGCAAUGACCAGAAAAUUGAGCAUAAUAAAAUUAAAAAAUCCCCGAGCGACAACCAAAUAGCAGAUCAGACUCCGAUAAUACCCAUCCUCGUGACGUCAGCCGACACCGACGCUUGACGCAGAGACAACCCGAGGAUAAGAACGCACGUCCGGUUCAGCGAGGUUGAAGUAGACAUGGUAUCGGAUACAAUACGGAUACGUAUUAACCAUAGACAAGAAUUAACUUAAAAAAUAAUAUAGUUCAAG
Messenger RNA from Vanessa atalanta (red admiral), 2728 nucleotides. Its product is annotated as G protein-activated inward rectifier potassium channel 3-like. The transcript is spliced from 10 exons. Gene Ontology annotation, biological process: regulation of monoatomic ion transmembrane transport; potassium ion import across plasma membrane. NCBI's taxonomy places the organism in Eukaryota, Metazoa, Arthropoda, Insecta, Lepidoptera, Nymphalidae. Gene Ontology annotation, molecular function: inward rectifier potassium channel activity. Gene Ontology annotation, cellular component: plasma membrane. The record is from RefSeq and is a predicted model, not a curated record. The coding region runs from base 548 to 2599 and encodes 683 amino acids.